AUGGAACUAUUGUCACUGUUGGUACUAGCUAUCAUUACUCCUCAAUCUAAAUCUGAUUCAUCGUAUGGAAGCGUCAUGAAGUUACGGGACGAUCUUUUGGCCAACUACAGUCACACUUUAAGACCACUUAAAAAUCAGUCAGAAGCGAUUGACGUUGAAUUAUUGUUAUUAGUGGAUGGAGUAACCGAAGUGAACGACAUCUCGCAAACAGUAACUUUAAAUUUUGUUCUAAAGGUAAAUUGGACUGAUGAAUUUCUUCAAUGGGAUAAAGAUGAAUACGGGAUAGAGUUCAUCAACUUGCCCAACUCUGAUAAAUGGACGCCAAGGUUAAUGGUUUUAAACUCCAUUCAUAAAAGAGCCAUCUUUUCAGAUGAUCAGCAUCCUUACAUGAUUAGCUAUAAUGGUCAAAUAAAUUGGACUCCUGCAUCCGUCUUUACAUUUUAUUGUCAGUUAGAUAUGACUUAUUUUCCAUUCGAUUCCCAAACCUGCACUAUAUUUAUCAUGGCUAUAGAUUACAGUAUGCAACAACUCAACAUAUAUUUUGAAGAGGGACCGAGAUUUACAAGUAAGCAAGAAAACGGAGAAUGGGAUGUGAUCGAUUUAGAGUUACAAGAAACUCCACAGAAGGAUCUCACAGAACGACCUGAACAUAAAGUUCUAUUAAAGUUAAAGCGCAGAUCAGCUUUUAUUCUCUUGAAUGUAUAUUUGCCAGUAAUAGUCCUCUCUUUUUUAAAUCUGGCAGUAUUUGUAGUGCCCGCGGAGUCUGGUGAGAAAUUGAGCUAUGUUUUAACAGUACUAUUGUCCUUAGCUGUAUUUAUUAGUGUCGUGAGUGGUAUGUUACCUACAACAUCUACUAAUAUACCAAUAAUUACCAUCUACUUAUCACUGCAGCUUCUAAUAAGUACCGUAUCGGUACUUUUAACAGUAUACGUCAUCAGAAUACACCAUAGAUCUGCAGACAAACCGAUUCCAUCACACCUGCAAUUCCUGACACGAAUCAUGAAGAAGAAAGCCAAUAAUAAAGUUGAUCUUGGUAGUUCUGACGACAGGAUCAAAAAUUGGAAUAUCGUGGCAUUAUCAGUUGAUAAGUUGUGUUUAUACAUUUUUACAACCAUUGUACUUUCUUCAUGUUGUGCGUUGCUAUUUAUCAUAGCAAAAGACGAAUAUUAG
Messenger RNA from Lottia gigantea (owl limpet), 1170 nucleotides. RefSeq lists its product as hypothetical. Gene Ontology annotation, cellular component: membrane. Lineage: Eukaryota; Metazoa; Mollusca; Gastropoda; Lottiidae. Gene Ontology annotation, molecular function: transmembrane signaling receptor activity; extracellular ligand-gated monoatomic ion channel activity. The transcript has a single exon. Gene Ontology annotation, biological process: monoatomic ion transmembrane transport. The record is from RefSeq and is a predicted model, not a curated record. The coding region runs from base 1 to 1170 and encodes 389 amino acids.